GGCCCCUUGCCAUCUCUACACAGGACCGAUCUUUUGAUUUCAAGAGCCACAUAGAAAAAAGAUUGAUGGAGAGAGACGACAUGCCGAGAACACCACCACACCACCGUGGCUGUAGCCUGUAACUUCAUUCUACAGUCCGUACUACGCGACGCUUGCUACUGCUUGUAGAUGAAACAACUCGCUGUCCCCGACUCCUGACUGCUGCUGCGCAGAUAGAGGCCGUCGGCACUGAUCGAAACCUCAAAAAAUCCGUCCAGCUCCAAGAAACGUCGCAAGCAAGGACUGGUGAAAAAACAACAAGAAGAAAAAGAUGACGCGUUUGCAUGUGCUAUGCAUGAUGCGUCUGCACCUCGGUACGGAUCUCCUCACCUUGGUUGGUCCCUGUCUAUUCGGAGUUCCGGAGCGAGUAUUCCCUCGCAGGCAGCUGUCGUCCUGUGCGUGCAACAGCGGCAGCUACCAACAGCAGCGCGCACAGCUAGCUGCUUCCUCUUUACUCUGACUUGACAUGGGAACAAAGCCAGCCACCAGCCACACACGCAUAUCAUUCACUCAUGUACACCUUUCUUCCUCCUCUCUUCAUCUCCUAUCCCAAAUAUCUAUCUCAACCAUCUACAUGGCUUCAUCUCCUCCUUUGUUCCCGUCGUCCGAUCCAUUUGCUAUCUUAGCCUUAGCUAGCUAGCUAGGGUUUCUUGAGUCGCCUUGGCCUCAGCAGCUUCCUUCUUCGUCUGUCUUCUGAUUAUAUAUUAACACAGUAGAAAUAAAGAAGCUAGCUAUAGCCACGCCAUGGAUAGCUUCGGGGAUCUUGGCGGAGGUGGGAGCAGUUCCUCCAGAGCUGCUUCUGCUCCCUUCUUGCAGCUCCCGCUGCCGGCAUCAACGUCGUCAUCAGCACAACAACAACAGGUGUUUCCGCCGCCGGACGGGCCGCAGCAGCAGCACUAUCACCACAGCUCGCGCAUCCCGUUGCGACAGUUACUGUUACUGGCCGACCCGUCGUCGGCAGCGCAGCAUAGCCAUCGGAAGGCGGACAUGGCAACAGUGCAGGGAGAGAUGUCGUCGCCGGCGGCGGAUGGGGAUGCCGACGCCAUCAAGGCCAGGAUCAUGUCGCACCCCCAGUACUCGGCCCUCCUCGCCGCCUACUUGGACUGCCAAAAGGAACGAAAAUCCUCGCCUGGACUCAUGCGGGAAACUGGGAUGGAAAACAAAUAUCCCCGGCGUUCGUGUGAUCCGUACAAAAAAAUUCGUCGCUAGAACGGACAUGAGAGAAGCUAUUCCCCGACAGCCGACAGGCCCCUUGCCAUCUCUACACAGGACCGAUCUUUUGAUUUCAAGAGCCACAUAGAAAAAAGAUUGAUGGAGAGAGACGACAUGCCGAGAACACCACCACACCACCGUGGCUGUAGCCUGUAACUUCAUUCUACAGUCCGUACUACGCGACGCUUGCUACUGCUUGUAGAUGAAACAACUCGCUGUCCCCGAGUCACUCCUGACUGCUGCUGCCAGUGCCGGUCCUGAUAUUUUAGAGGCCCGGGACAAAACUUAUAUGAGAGGCCCUUUAAAAUAAUAAUUAUUACACUUAGAUAUAAUGUGUAUAUAUUAUCAAUAAAUAUUUAUGUAUAUCUGAAAAAGUUAUUUAUAUUAAAUAAAAAGUAAUUAAAAUAUAGCCAAACAUCUCGCAUAAAAAUGCCACAUAUAUAUGUGUCCAAAUAACUCAAAAGAAGGUUACCUCUAACAAUGAUUAAUGGAUGCACGUUGUUAAAUUAGUCGAUCAGGUCUUUAGUUUCGUUUUCACCGUGUAGAGCAGGACGAAAGCAUCACCGUACUGAUGCUCGUGCGCGGGCUACCAAGAGGAUAGGACAUGACCGCCUGUCUGUCUGCGACUAUGCGAGAGAUAGAAAUGAAACGACAAACAUCGUUGUCUCACUACACACUGAGAGCCUAGGCGGCUGGGCCUGAGACUAUGAAGUCAAGAUUAAUGGGCUACAAUAAAUUAUCCUUGCUUGUUGCUGCUGUGUUGUUGACUUAUGAUUAGACCUUUAAAAAAAUUCUAUAGAGCCAAUAUAUAGAUCUAUACACAAUAUGUUAUAUACUUGUAUAUAUGUACUGGUUUUUAGUAUCUAGGGUGAGGCCCCGUUAAUAUGGGGGCCCUGGUCGGGGGCACUGCUCGACCCCCGCCAGGGCCGGCACUGGCUGCUGCGCAGAUAGAGGCCGUCGGCACUGAUCGAAACCUCAAAAAAUCCGUCCAGCUCCAAGAAACGUCGCAAGCAAGGACUGGUGAAAAAACAACAAGAAGAAAAAGAUGACGCGUUUGCAUGUGCUAUGCAUGAUGCGUCUGCACCUCGGGUACGGAUCUCCUCACCUUGGUUGGUCCCUGUCUAUUCGGAGUUCCGGAGCGAGUAUUCCCUCGCAGGCAGCUGUCGUCCUGUGCGUGCAACAGCGGCAGCUACCAACAGCAGCGCGCACAGCUAGCUGCUUCCUCUUUACUCUGACUUGACAUGGGAACAAAGCCAGCCACCAGCCCACACACGCAUAUCAUUCACUCAUGUACACCUUUCUUCCUCCUCUCUUCAUCUCCUAUCCCAAAUAUCUAUCUCAACCAUCUACAUGGCUUUAUCUCCUCCUUAUUGUUCCAGUCGUCCGAUCCAUUUGCUAUCUUAGCCUUAGCUAGCUAGGGUUUCUUGAGUCGCCUUGGCCUCAGCAGCUUCCUACUUCGUCUGUCUUCUGAUUAUUAACACAGUAGAAAUAAAGAAGCUAGCUAUAGCGACGCCAUGGAUAGCUUCGGGGAUCUUGGCGGAGGUGGGAGCAGUUCCUCCAGAGCUGCUUCUGCUCCCUUCUUGCAGCUCCCGCUGCCGGCAUCAACGUCAUCAGCACAACAACAGGUGUUAUUUCCGCUGCCGGACGGGCCGCAGCAGCAGCACCAUCACCACAGCUCGCGCAUCCCGUUGCGACAGUUACUGUUACUGGCCGACCCGUCGUCGGCAGCGCAGCAUAGCGCUAGCCAUCGGACGAAGGACAUGGCAACAGUGCAGGGAGAGAUGUCGUCGCCGGCGGUGGAUGGGGAUGCCGACGCCAUCAAGGCCAGGAUCAUGUCGCACCCCCAGUACUCGGCCCUCCUCGCCGCCUACUUAGACUGCCAAAAGGUCGGCGCGCCGCCGGAUGUGUCGGAUAGGCUCUCGGCCAUGGCGGCGGCGAAUCUGGACGCGCAGCCGGGGCCAAUAAGCCGGCGGCGCGGCCCGACGACGACGCGAGCUGAUGACCCGGAGCUCGACCAGUUCAUGGAGGCUUACUGCAACAUGCUGGUGAAGUUCCACGAGGAGAUGGCGCGGCCGAUCCAGGAGGCAACGGAGUUCUUCAACAGCAUGGAGAGGCAGCUCGGCUCGACGAUCUCCGACAGUAACUGUGAGGUCGCCGGGUCGUCCGAGGAUGAGCAGGACGCGAGCUGGCCUGAGGAGAUCGAUCCCUGCGCCGAGGACAAGGAGCUCAAGCACCAGCUUCUGAGGAAGUACGGCGGCUACCUGGGCGGCCUUCGCCAGGAGUUCUCCAAGAGGAAGAAGAAAGGGAAGCUCCCCAAGGAGGCGAGGCAGAAGUUGCUGCACUGGUGGGAGCUGCACUACAAGUGGCCCUACCCUUCUGAGACGGAGAAGAUGGCGCUCGCAGAGACGACCGGGCUGGACCCGAAGCAGAUCAACAACUGGUUCAUCAACCAGCGGAAGCGGCACUGGAAGCCGGCGUCGGAGGACAUGCCGUUCGCGGUGAUGGAGGGCGGGUUCCACGUCGCGCAGGGCACCGCAGCGCUGUAUAUGGACAGGCCGGCGGUGCCGCCGUUCAUGGCGGACGGCGGGAUGUACCGGCUGGGGUCGUGAGGGCCGGCAUGCACGGUAAAAGCUAAGCACGUGUGCCAGCACGACGGUGAUUGUUGAGGUGUAGUAGUGAUUGAACUGAUUGCUCCUUCUCAUCCGUAAAUAUACAGUUUCGGGUUGACACGUUUUUCUCGAUCUGCAA
Zea mays is the source of this 3999-nucleotide messenger RNA. Its product is annotated as knotted related homeobox 8. The record is from RefSeq and is a predicted model, not a curated record. Gene Ontology annotation, cellular component: nucleus. Gene Ontology annotation, biological process: regulation of DNA-templated transcription. Gene Ontology annotation, molecular function: DNA binding; DNA-binding transcription factor activity, RNA polymerase II-specific. Lineage: Eukaryota; Viridiplantae; Streptophyta; Magnoliopsida; Poales; Poaceae. The coding region runs from base 2766 to 3860 and encodes 364 amino acids. The transcript has 6 exons.